Molecule: messenger RNA, 2112 nt
Organism: Prorocentrum cordatum
Lineage: Eukaryota; Dinophyceae; Prorocentrales; Prorocentraceae
Source: the annotation of a GenBank genome assembly
AGAUCCCGCUGACAGGGAGCUCGCGGGCGGCGAUGGCGCGGCGGUGCAUGGUGGUGCGCCCCCGUCGGCCGCCAUGGGCAUGCCUGCUGGCGCCGCGCCGCGCCGUGCCGCGGGCGACGAGGAGGAGGACUGGUACGAAGAAGCAUGGCAGUACGCGGUCGUGGAGACGAUGAUGCUCCUGGUAUUGAUUAUGAUUGCAAUUUUGUUCGACACCUUCUGGCACUACUUGACUCAUUACGUGGAACGGAACACCUACCGGUUCGGCCACCCCCACCAAGGACGAGCCCAGGGCGACGAGGUGAACCAUGAGCACAAGCAGUUGUACACGGUGCUGCUGCAGAGGAUGGGCACCGAGUUCAUGACGCUCGGCGAGCUGGCCCUUGUCAUUUUCCUGUUCGAGAAGUAUGGCGUCUUCGACUCAGUGGCGAGCGCCUGCUCCACAAUGGGUGACAUGAAGUUACCCAAGACAGGUAUGGAUUGGUUUCACAUGGCCGAGUACGUGCAUUUCUCUUUGUUUGGAGGCAUGUGUCUAUACUUCAUCCAGAUGUCCGCUUUCGUGGCUGGGAGUAUCAGACGCAUCCGAGGAUGGGAGGAAGAGCGAGGGCGCCGUGCAGAUUUGCUCCGCGCUGGCUCGUUCAUCGACCGGCAGGUCUCGACUCCGAGUUUUUUUGGCGGCCUGGAUGACCAUGAAGAGUACGAGUGCAUGCAGACCAGGUUCAUCGACGGGGUUUUCUUGUGGCAGAUCAGGGACAACACAAAGUACAACACGUUGCUUUGGCACCUCGGCCUCAACCCCGACCGUGCGGACGGCCGCUCGCUCCGGUCGGAGGUGGAGACACUACUGCAAGAUCAGUUCGACUUUAGCGCAUUCUUGGCGCUCAGCGUCGAGGCGGCUGUGGACGACGCCAUCGAGGUGCACAUCGCGUCCUGGUGCACUGUGUGGCUCUUCCUGGCGUGCGCGUUCCCGAUCCACCGCUGGGGUCCGUCGCCGCAGCUCUCCGCAGGCAGUGGUCCCACCGACCGUGUUUUGGCUGGCGCUCUGCUUAUGGGUGUUCAGACGGCAGCAUGCGUCCAUGGCACUGGUGGCGAGGCGGGAUGCCGGUAAUGACUCCUCGUCCGACGGCGAGACGCUGACGACAGAGUCAGGCUACGAGAUUUCGCUGGAGCGUGCCUUAGAUUGUCUUUGCCAUUGGCCGUCGCUGUGCUCUCGCUUCAGUGGACACGCGAGAGAUUUUGAGCCGAGCAGCUGGCGCAGCAACGAUGGGUACAUGUUCGCGUUGCUCGCUGGUUGGUUGUUUUCUUCAAGGUUCUUUCGGGGCGCAAUGCCAAGAAAUGUUUUCCGCGAUGCCCGCCUCAGUUGUAUAGUAUGGACUGCGGGAUUGGGUACCAGACGACUGGCGAGGAUCUGGACAUGGACAGGCGUAACUGCAGAAUGGUUUUUGCUGCAGCGCACAAUUGCGAACGGCUACGCGCCCCGAUGAGCAGCCUACUGGUGACUCCUCUAUCUGUUCUGUGCGCUCUUUUCGGCAUCUGGUCGUGUGUGAUGUCAAACGCUCCCUCCGCCGUGCAAUUCGAAUGACGCCAUCAGUGCGGUGGCGGAAGCUCACGCUCUGUCCAGAGAGAGGGUUGUGCAUCUGUACAGACACGCCGCUGUGAAGUUCCUGACCUUGUAGUAAGAUGGCAUCGUUGCGACGUGUCUGCUUCCACAGCCCACGUUUCCGUCCCCCCCCCCCUCCACGCACCCGGUUUGAGUUAGAUUCACGCGCUGGCCUGCUUCACAUAUAACAGAGGGUGGUACUAAGGCGAUGUCGCUGGAGAGGCGCGCGUUGUCGCUUCAUACGGCCGCCUUUAUCAUCAUAUGUUUCUGUCGCGUCUUUCCUGUGUACAUUCGCGUGAUGAUUCAGCGCCUUCCAUCAUUUUCUCCGAGGCUCUCUGCUUGCAUCCCCUCCCUCAUCGCGCCUUCGCCUCCUGCACCUCUCAAUCAUCUGUCCCAGCAGCAAAGGUCGUCGCUGCUUUCGGGAAGUUAUUUCCCAAUCAGUGCUUGCACUGAAGGGGUCCUGGCGGAAGUUGAAAGAUUUGAAGAAAUGUUCCCGUCGAUUUUGGUAAGUAGCA